Molecule: messenger RNA, 2308 nt
Organism: Pseudonaja textilis
Lineage: Eukaryota; Metazoa; Chordata; Lepidosauria; Squamata; Elapidae
Gene: GFRA2
Product: GDNF family receptor alpha 2
Biological process (GO): nervous system development
Cellular component (GO): external side of plasma membrane; signaling receptor complex
Molecular function (GO): glial cell-derived neurotrophic factor receptor activity
Source: RefSeq, a predicted model, not a curated record
GCAGUCCAGGAGGGCGCCGCCUCCGCCUGGCAGCGGCUGAGGGAGACCGAGGCUCCUCCGACGCUCCGCCGAGAGACCGCCCGCCCCGCCAUGGCCCGCGCCGGCCUCCUCCUCCUCGGUCUCCUCCUGGCGCUGGGCAGAGUGCUGCAGGCCUGGGCUGGGCUGUCCCUGCCAGCCACCCCGGAUGGGCACGGCUGGCAGAGCCCCAUGGACUGUGUCCGCGCCAACGUGCUCUGUGCGUCUGAGCCUGGCUGCAGCUCCAGUUUCCGCACGCUACGCCAGUGCCUGGCCGGCCGAGACCACAACACCCUGCUGGGCAACAAGGAGUGCCGGCUGGCGCUGGAGGUGCUGCAGGGGAGCGCUUUGCAUGGCUGCCGCUGCAGGCGCCGGAUGAAGAGGGAGCUGCCCUGCCUGCAAAUCUACUGGAGCCUCCACCUGGGCUCGGCUGGGGGGGAAGAAUUGUACGAAGCUUCGCCCUACGAGCCCCUCAGAUCUCCUCCCCCGGAUGCCUUCAGGCUGGCUUCAAUUGUCUCAGGGACCGACUCCGCGGCCGCCUCCAGGAGCAACCCCUGCCUGGAGGCGGCCAAAGCCUGCAACCUGAACAACAACUGCAAGAAGCUGCGGUCGGCCUACAUCUCCACCUGCAACAAAGAGGUCUCGGCCUCUGAGCACUGCAGCCAGCGCAGGUGCCGCAAAGCCCUGCGCCAUUUCUUUGACCAGGUGCCCAGUGCAUACAGCUACCGGCUGCUCUUCUGCCCCUGCAAGGACCAGGCCUGCGCAGAGCGCCGCCGGCAGACCAUCGUCCCCGACUGCUCCUACCAGGAGAGGGAGAAGCCCAACUGCCUGACUCUGCGGAGCCAGUGCCGGGCGGAGCCCUUGUGCCGGUCAAGACUGGCCGAUUUCCACACCAACUGCCAAGCCUUCCUCACCAGCUGCUCCAGGGACAACUACCAGGCCUGCCUGGACUCCUACACUGGCCUGAUCGGUUUGGACCUGACCCCCAACUAUGUGGAUGCGAGCUUUAGCAACCCGUUGAUCUCCCUGUGGUGCUCCUGCCAAGGGAGUGGCAACAUGGAGGAGGAGUGUGAGAAAUUCCUGAAGGACUUCACGGAAAACGCCUGUCUCCGAAAUGCCAUCCAGGCCUUUGGCAACGGCACUGACCUGACCUUCUCACCCAAGGCCCUCCCGCCGCCGCUCCUCACGCUGCCUCCCUCGACUGGAAGGGCUGCCUCUCUGCCGUGCAGCGUGAAUGACAGCCUCCCCUGCACCUCCUCCACCCAGGAAAGUGGGGCCAAGGUGAACCAGUCCAAAGAGCAGAGUCUUUGCUUCUCAGAGAAAUCACUGACCACCGCUCUUGUGCCAGAGCAGAAGAGUUUGGUGGACCCCAAAGGAUCAGGCAGCCAACUUUCCUCCACGGGGACCGUCUCUGCUCUGCUCGUCUUCCUUGCAAAAACGGCCAUGUAGGAGGGACAUGGAACAAGGCUUGCCGGGAGGCGGGAGGGAGGGAGGGGCCCGUGCAACCCCCCCUCCACCUGUAGGCCACCCAGAACUUCCCCUUGGCCGCUGCCUCCAAGGAGGCGCCACAGCUCUUGUAGAGGCCCCCGCGAGACGCUCUCCGUUGUGUCAGUGUGGAGGCCCUUAGGAAAGACCGGCCAGGCCUGGGAAUGCAGGCCCGUCUCUUCCCAAGGAUCCCAAACGCAGGCUGAACUUUACCAACGGGGUUUGCAAGGGAUCCAAGGUAUCAGCUGGGCAGUUCAGUGGAGCUGGAGGCCUUGUGGAGAGGCUUGGCCUCGCGUUGCCCUGCUUUCGCUCUGCAAGGCGAGGGGCAGCCAUUCCCCGCCCCCAGGUCACCCCCCAAACCGUUUUUUGCUGCUUGGAAACGCUCCAAAACAGGCCUGGCUUCCCUUCAGCGCAGAGGAUACUCAGAAGUGUCCGAACUUCAUCUUAGGAAAAUGGACAGGGAGCGAGGUGCUUCGACAGCUAAAGGCAGCCUCCCGUAAGCAGGCGAUUGGAGGGCUGGGACUGGCUGGCUGGAGCGCGUACAGAGCUGUGCCGCAUGGAACAAGGAAUACCGCCCUGCCCUGGUCCGACGGAGUUUCUACUUCCCCUGAUCCUUCCGCUUCUCCACCUCUUCAUCCUCUUUUCUAGGUUUUUAAUCUCCGAUAAAAUGAUGGCACCGCUCUGUGGGAUAGUAACUGUCCUGCCCCCUCGGGUGGAAGCCCCCAUGGAGGGCAGCCAUGAACCCACCAGACAUUGUCGAUUGAUGUUUCUCCUCCUUCCUUCCAUGUUGUUUCCCCCCCCCCCAAAA